Monosiga brevicollis MX1 is the source of this 3498-nucleotide messenger RNA. RefSeq lists its product as uncharacterized. The record is from RefSeq and is a predicted model, not a curated record. Lineage: Eukaryota; Choanoflagellata; Craspedida; Salpingoecidae. Gene Ontology annotation, biological process: protein phosphorylation; cell surface receptor protein tyrosine kinase signaling pathway; positive regulation of kinase activity. Gene Ontology annotation, molecular function: transmembrane receptor protein tyrosine kinase activity; ATP binding; protein binding. Bases 1 to 3498 code for a protein of 1165 amino acids. Gene Ontology annotation, cellular component: signaling receptor complex. The transcript has 11 exons.
AUGGGGCACCAAGCAAGGAUAUCGGCAGCGCUCACCCUUGCAGUACUCCUGUGCACGCUGCUCGGUCACUGCGCCCAAGCAUGCACCAUCCCGGCACCAGAGUACACAAGCAAUGGCACCCACCUGCUAGUCACGUUCAACUUGACUGCCUGCCUAUCAGAUUCGCACGGCCACGACCUGCUCGAACAUGAACACUUCCAUCUCACCCUCCAGCCCACCGUCAACACGCUUUACGGCCUCCCCCCAACCGCCACCAUCCCCUCGGUCUCUGGUUUGGCGCGAACUUUGGAAGACGUCACGAUCAUUGCCCUCCUUCUGGCCACUAAUGUCUCGUCUCCCGUCAGCCGCUCACAGAUGAAUCACACCGUUACCUUCGCCGCCGCCUACUGCACGGCGACUUUUUCCUUCUAUUGUCUCGCCCCGCAGCAGUACUACUCAUGGUUUCUCACCGUUGACGACGACGAAAUCUUGGUCACCAGUCCAGCCGACAUUCAAAUUCCCGAGGCUUUGGAGUUUGACGGUGACAUCUAUGUCCAAGAGCUCACCAGCACCUCUGCCAACCUCAUUGUUCAUGCCCACACUGACGUGGCCAUGACUGCAGAGGUCCUGGUCUGGUUUAGCCAGGCUGGAAACAGCCUCUCCCCUUACAACAGCGUGCAAAUGUCCUAUGGCGCUGUCGUCAACUCGUCCAUCCACUCUCUGAACACGAGCAGCGGCCAUGCCUACCAAGUGUCCAUUCAAAAUCUGGUGCCCUUCACGCACUAUCGGGUGCAGAUAUUCCUCUUGCUCACCAACCUGGGUACAUAUCGGUCCGUGAACCAGAAUAUCACCACCCGCGCAGCAUUGGGCUCGGACCAGCAGCGGCUGACGUUCUCGUCCAUCGAGGUGUCUGCGACGAAUGCCAUCAUUGCCUUGCAGCCUCCCAGUCCAGACACCGGUGUCAUUCAUGCCAUUGAGCUGGCGGUGCUUCGAGAAGAUACGAAUGUUACCACCACUCUGGUCUACUUGAAUGGUGUCAGCACAAGUUUGAGUUUUGACAGAAACCAUGUUGAGGCCCGCUUCAUGAUUGAAGUCUCCGAUCUAGCUCCAUACUCCAAUUACUCCUUGCGCGCUCGUUUCGUCUUGGAUGGUGCCAUAUCGCGCUCCAUCGUGGAUCAAGUACCUCCCGAGCUUGGCGAGCUACUGGAGACUCGAAAUCGUCGCGCAGAUCUUAGUGAACUUUUGGACAGCCAGAUUGCCUACAACUACACCGGGCUGAGCCCUGAAACCCCGGCACUCCUCUCUGCUUGGACCGACCUGGUCCAGCUUCAGACUGCAGUUGCCAUCCCCAGCGCCGUGCAACUGUCUCGAGUCUACACAGAGGAGGUGACAGCCUUGAUUCAGCUACGUUGGGAUGCAGUGCCCAUCACAGCGCCGGGUAAUAUGAUUCUUAUCCUGCACUACUACAACCGAGAAAAUCUCGACACUUCGGUCCGCGAGCAAAGGCCGUAUCCUUUGGAUCAUCAGAUCAUCCUCAACGAACGCGACUUUUACAAGCUGGGUGUUCGUGAGAUUGCCGUCUCUGUCGCCAACAUAGUGGGCGAAUCAGAAGUCUCAAAUCAUGUUGCUUUUAUUGCCACGGGCCAUGACAGCAUCUGGACCCCCUAUCUCAUGGCCGUGGUCAUCCUCGUGCCCAUCGUGGUGGUCGUCCUUGUGUUCGUGGCUGUCUGGUAUCAUCGACGACGCGUGCUGGAAGAACAAAUUGUCUCUUUUCCACCCCCCGAUAAGUGGGAGCUGAAUGCCGGUGAGCUCAUUCUUGGACGACAGCUGGGCAAAGGUGAAUUCGGCAUUGUGCAUCAUGCCACCUACCUUGACGACGUCAUGGCUGUCAAGGAGCUCCGUCCUGGCGCCACAUCCAGCCAGGCACGCAGCUUCAUUGAAGAGGCUCUCAUUAUGAAACAACUGACCGAGAGUGGAGGUCACAUGAACGUUAUGCCCUUGAUUGGUGUGACGAUGCAGGCCAUGCCCUUGCGCAUCGUUGUGCCAUACAUGCAAAGCGGCAGCCUCUCCGAAAACCUGCGCACAUCGCACUUGAUCAAUCCCGAAUUUUUUGAUCUGCGACAAAGACUGUACUUUGCGAUGGAUAUAGCUCUGGGCAUGGAAUUCCUGGCAGAACAACAAGUUGUGCAUCGCGAUCUGGCCACGCGCAAUGUGCUGUUGACGGAGAAUUGGGUUGGCGUCGUCGCCGACUUUGGCUUGGCGCGCGAGGUAAAAAGCUUUUCCCGUAGUAACCGACAACAAAGCACGGGGUACUAUCGCAAGACUGGUGAGGUGAUUGCGGCCGUGCGCUGGAUGCCUCCUGAAGUCUUCACCUCGGGCGUUUUUGAAGAACUUUCCGACGUCUGGGCUUUCGGCGUGACGGUAUGGGAAAUCUUCUCGUGGGCCGCGCUACCUUAUGAAGAGCUCAACCAUGACAACGUCAUUUCAGAGGUUCUCAAGGGUGUCCGUCUGAAGCAACCAGAGGAGAUGCCCACAAUCAUCUUCAUGCUCUUGCAACGUUGUUGGAACCCGGAGCGACCCCGGUUCAGCACAAUUGCCAGCUUUCUUCGAAAAGCCAUGAUCAAGUUUCAGAUGCCUUAUCUAGAAGGCAUGGAACGUGUGCACCCGGAGGAGCGGUUGGAAUCAGCAGACAUGGAAACUCGAAAAGCCUCGCACACCAAGGAUCCCCUGGAGCAUCGCCAGAUUUCAGAAGCCUCCGCUCAGCUCCUCUCCACCUUAAUGCCGGAGCUGCCUGCUCAUGAAAUGGCCAUGAUGCAGCUCCUGGAUCACCCGAACGACCAUGGUCUUUUGGCAUACGGCGCCCCAGCUGCGAGUGUGCCUCUGAGCAAGAAUGAGCUUUGUGACAAUUGUGCUCGCAAAGCCAGUAUGCACGAACGAGAGAUCUUGACCAGCAUGCUGGCUGCUGAUGCUCGGUUGCCUUUGGCAUUGGCCGAGUCCCUUCCGGCUACGGAGUUGCCGCCCAGGGUGGUGGACAGCCUACGCAAAGCACAGCGAGAGGCACGCGAGGAGCGACUGGCCAUGGCCAGCCGUGGGCCAAGUCCUUUUGGCCGCCGGCAAUCCAGCACGGCAAAGCGGCCGUCGUCUCCAGGCCAUUUUGCGUUUGAGCAUGCUGAGGCUUCGCGUUCUCACCAGGAUCAAGAUGACAGCGAGGAAGAGGAGGACUUUGUGAUGGAAAUGGAUCACGCUUCCACCACCCCCACCGGUCCAGCAGCACAGCCUCGCCUACGCGACUGCCCGGGCACUUGUGCCGGAUUCGGUGGCAUCGAGCGCACAGUCGUCACCUCGUUCUUCUACUGUGGGGCGUCGUUAGGAUUUUACAAGAUUCAAUUGGACAUGAAUAUGCUAUUGCUUUUCGGUCGGGAAGGGGAGCUUUGUGGUCAUUUCUUAGCUCAUACUUCAGACAGUCUGCCGGUGGGCAUUGUUCAAACUUUGACGGAUCACGGGCGAAAAGGAUCGUGA